AUGGAAGGACCAUUAUCAAAAUGGACUAAUUUGGUACAUGGUUGGCAGUAUCGUUGGUUUGUCUUACAAAAUGAUAUUCUUGUUUAUUACACGUCAAGAGAAAAAAUGCUCCGUCGACAACAAAGAGGUUGUAUUAGAUUAAGAGGAGCUACAAUUGGAAUUGAUGGUGUAAAUAAUUCUUUAUUUACUGUAUCUGUGGAUAAUAAAAUUUUUCAUCUACAGGGAAGAGAUCAAAAUGAGCGUGAUAAAUGGGUUAGAGCUUUAGAAAAAACAAUACAUAAUUUAUGUGGAUAUUAUAAACCUGCUGAACAAGAUCCUUUAACAUUGUUAAAUGAAAAAUUAUUAGAAGCAGAUAAUCAUUUAAAAGUUGCUAUGGAAGAGGUACAUAUUCUUGAGUCAAUUGAAGAAACAUCAACAAAUGAAAAAAAAGCAAAAAUAAAAGAGAUAUUAAAAUCCGGUAAUAUUUUACUUGAUACAAUAAGAAGUUCUGUUAUAUUUUUACAAAUGGUUAAAAGUCAAAUAGAUUCAAAUGCAACGCGUAAAACACGUUCUGGAUCUCUUGCACCCAGUAAUAAUGGUACUGAUGAUGAUAAAUCUGUGUCUCCUGUUGCAACUAUUAAAAAUGAAGAAAAAGAAGUCGUUAAUAUUGUUCCACCAAUGUCAUACUCAUCUUCGGAGGACGAAGACGAAUUUUUUGAUGCGCGUUCAUUAAACGGUGAAAAAAAUCAUUCAUCUUUAAAUUCAGAAAAACGUAUUUCAGCAUCAUCUUUUCCAAUUGAUGAAGGAAUAAUGAGAGUAUAUAAUCAAACUGAUGUUGAACCUGAUUGGGAUGAUAAUCAUGAAGAUUUUGAUCAAAUUUAUGAAAAUAAUGAAGAAAGUGACUUAGGAAAUGUUCAACAACAACAUGGAAGUGUGUUAAUGCACCUUUUGUCACAGGUAAGUGUUGGUAUGGAUCUUACAAAAGUUACUUUACCAACAUUUAUAUUGGAGCGAAGAUCAUUACUUGAAAUGUAUGCAGAUUUUUUUGCACAUCCAGAUGAUUUUGUUAGUGGGACUGAUCUCGAAACGCCUGAAUCAAGAUUUAUUGCAGUUGUACGAUAUUAUCUUAGUGCGUUCUAUCCAGCUCGCAAAAGUGGUGUUGCUAAAAAACCAUAUAAUCCUAUUUUAGGAGAAACAUUUCGUUGUAGAUGGACAGUACCAGGAAUGGAAUUAACUGGUGAAAGGACAACAUCUGGUCCAUUUCCAGGAAGUGAUAAAAAUCAAUUAACUUUUAUUGCAGAGCAAGUUUCACAUCAUCCACCAAUAUCAGCAUUUUAUGCUGAACAUCCUGGAAAAAGGAUAUCAUUUAAUGGUUUUAUAUGGACAAAAUCUUCAUUUCUUGGAUUAUCAAUUGGUGUUGCUAAUAUUGGAUUUGGAACAGUUACUUUACAUGAUUAUGAUGAAGUAUAUAAAUUAACAUUUCCUAGUGGAUAUGGAAGAAGUAUUAUGGGUACUCCAUGGAUUGAAUUAGGAGGAAGAAUAGAAGUUUCAUGUGAAAAGACAGGUUAUACUGCUGAGAUAGACUUCCUUACAAAAUCAUUCUUUGGUGGUAAACCACAUAGAUUAUCAGGUUCAUUAUUUAAACCAGGUGUUAAGAAACCAAUAUUAACAUUACGUGGAGAAUGGAAUGGUAUUAUAUAUGCUAAACCAUUAAAUGGUGAUGAGUAUGUUUUUGUAGAUGUUAAAGCUAAAUCUGAAAUACGAAAAGAAUGUGACCCAAUUGCCAAAAUGGGAGAUCGUGAAAGUAGACGUCUUUGGAGGCAUGUUACAACAGCAUUAUUUAGGAAUAAAAUUAGCCUAGCAACCAAUUCUAAAUUAUGGAUUGAACAAAGACAACGUGAUGAGGCUAAAAAACGAAAAGAAAAAGGAGAAGUAUGGAAUAACAUUUUCUUUAAAAAACAAGAUGAUAAUUGGGUUUAUGAAAAUUCCUUAGGUAAAAGAACAGAAAUUUGA
Molecule: messenger RNA, 1992 nt
Organism: Strongyloides ratti
Lineage: Eukaryota; Metazoa; Nematoda; Chromadorea; Rhabditida; Strongyloididae
Product: Oxysterol-binding protein-related protein 9
Exons: 5
Coding region: 1-1992 (663 amino acids)
Cellular component (GO): cytosol; membrane; intracellular membrane-bounded organelle
Molecular function (GO): sterol binding
Source: RefSeq, a predicted model, not a curated record